This is a messenger RNA of Bactrocera latifrons, 1951 nucleotides long. Its product is annotated as protein Ycf2-like. The transcript has a single exon. The record is from RefSeq and is a predicted model, not a curated record. NCBI's taxonomy places the organism in Eukaryota, Metazoa, Arthropoda, Insecta, Diptera, Tephritidae. The coding region runs from base 40 to 1704 and encodes 554 amino acids.
GGCAGUACCGGUGUGUGAAAGAAAAAAAUAACCGAAGUCAUGUUGAACCAAAGUAUCCGUGUUUUUCUUGCAAAAAAUCUAAACAUUGACGGUUAUCAGGCUUAUGUCGCACUUCAUGAUUGUAUUGUAACCGAAGCGCACGAGUAUAUGGCAUUCAAACGUGAAACUGUACAAAUUGGGAGUUCGGUAUAUCAAGGUUUCGAGCUCAAAGCAAGAUCUUUGCGGGAUGUAAAUGGCGCACUGUUUUACUACUGUCCCUGCCGUUGUGGUUUCGUAUAUGAUGCGAAUCUGGUACCAUACCGCCCAGUCGCUGUGGAAUACAUACCACAACCGGGGCUAGUGGAGCCGCAAGAUUUUGAAUUGAAACAAUAUUUCUUAGACAUACAACGGCAACAACGUGGACACCAACCCCAACUGCUACAACAACUGAUCGAGAACCCACACCAAUAUAUGUUGCAAUAUCAAAAUUAUAUGAACCAACAUUACAAUAGAUUUCUGCAUCUGACGGCACCGCAGGCACCCGGACGACCAAGUCAUCAUGCCAUUAUCACUCCAGUAGAGAACCCACGAGUGGUAGAACCCCUCCAAAACUUAGAGGUACACAAUCAUCAACAACGUGCUGCUGCUGAAGAAGAAGUAAAUGUGGAAAGAGCAGGAGAUGAGUUGGAAGAACAAGCGCGUAUUGUAGUUGAUGAUGAACAAGAGGUGGAGGUGGAGGUAGAGGUAGAAGAAAAAGAGCAAAUUGUGGCUGAUAUUGAUGAAGGAGAGGAGAAUCAGGAAGAACAGCGGGAAGGUGUUGCCGAUGCACGAGAAGAGGAAGAGAAGGAGGAGGAAUUUGAAUAUCAAGAGGAGGAAUUUGAAUAUGAAGAGAAUGAGGAGGACGAUGAAGAGGAACGAGACGUGGAAGAACAAGAGCAUAUUGUGGUUGAUAAUGAUGAAGAAGAGGAGAAGAAGGAAGAACAGCCGGGUGUUGUUGCUGAUGCCGAAGAAGAUGAGGAGGAGGAGGACGAAUUUGAACAUGAAGAGAAUGAGGAAGACGAUGGAGAGGAAGAAGAACGAGAUGAAGAAGAGGGAGAAGAAGAACAGAGAAAUGUGUUGGCACCAGCAUUAGAAGAACAGCAACGCGCUGCUGCAAAUGAAGAAGACGAAGAGGUAGCAGAAGAUCAAGAGCUAGAAGCAGAUGAAGUGCUGGAAGCAGAACCAGACGGAGAAGAAGCGCAGCAGCAUAAUGCUGGUGCUAACGAAGAAGAAGAACAAGAAGGUAUGGAGAUUUCUGAUGCUGAAGAAGAAGAAGAAGAGUUAGAAGGUCAAAUGGAGAUUUCCGAUGAUGACGAAGAAGAGUAUGGAUAUUUGUUGCCACAACCAUUAGAAGAACAGCAACCAUAUUUUGUUGAUGAAGGGGAAUAUGAUGAAGAAGAAGAGGAAGAUGAUGAUGAUGAAGAGAUAGAAGAAGAAGAGCUGCAAAAUAUGGUACAAGAGCAUAUGUUACAAGCGAAACCAAUACAAUGUUACGCAAUUUCUUCGACAAGUUCGGAUGACUCAGAAGAGGAUGCGAUAUAUAUGGACGACGUUUUUCCACCAGCCGUCAAUGAAUGGGACGUUAUUCAAAGCCAGAAAAUAAGUAGUACAGCCAAAGUGGAAGGUGACAUGGAUGAUGAUGAAAAUGACUGGAGCACAGACAGCGCCGAUGAAGAUUACUACUGAUCACUAUUAUACACUGUUGAUCAACAUAUAAGGAAACAGUGGGCGUUAAGCUGCAGGGUUAUCAAUUAAUGUGGCACUGGCUUUAUCCUUAGCCACUGGAUUAGCUUGUAGAAAUUUGUGGCAGGGUUAGCCUCCGAAAAUGGAUUUAAAGUCCUCGAAAAUUGUUGGGUGGCAAAGUGCAAGCCACUCACUCCAUUUCAGCCGAGCACAGAGUAGCGGCAGAAGACUUGGGAAAAGUCUAAUAUUA